AUGUGGUCUGUUACAGUACGAGGUCCUGUUGUGCCCAUGAAGGUUGCAGGCACGUGGGGUGUAGCGUGGAGGCCCACUAGGAGGGUAUUGGGGAGCCGCCUGGCUGGGGUGCUGGUGAGCGCACGGGGGCCCCCUGGGGAGAGGCCUGGCAUUCCUCUGAGCGGGUGUCGGGCAGGUGUGAGGGGAGAGGGGCUGCCGGGCCUGCAGGGGGUUUGCAGCUUCACCUCUACCUCGUGGCAGGGCCGCGUGAGCUUUGAGGACGUGGUCCUGUACUUCUCCUGGGAGGAGUGGGGGCUCCUGGACGAGACGCAGCGAUGCCUCUACCACGACGUGAUGCUGGAGAACUUUGCCCUGGUGACCUCGCUGGGCCAUAGGAAGAGGAGUCACUUGGUGACCCCCUUAAUUCUUGGGGCUUUUCGAGCUCCAGUCCUUGGUACAAAGCAGCCCCAUUCACCAACCGAGGAGGAGGACGAGGAGGAGCCGUCUGUGCAGGGUGUGACUGUGGCCCGGACAUCCCCGGGCCCGACGCCAAGCCCAUACCCAGCCACUCAGGACGCUCAGCCCUGUGAGAAGUGUGUCCUGGUCGGGGGAGGCGUGCUGUGCCUGACCGAGCUCCCGGGCGCCUGCGAGGCCUGCGGAAGGCAGCCCUGGCUCGUGGCCGGCCUGCGCGGGAAGCCGCCCUGGAGCGCCGUGGACGCCGUGGACACAGCCUCGUGUGUGACGAGCUGCAGGUUCCACACGUCGGGGAAGCCCUUCGCCUUCUGUGGGGCCGUCAGGGAGGACUUCCUGGCCAUGGUGGGUCUCCUGCAGCACCAGGCCUCCCUCAGAGGGGCACCGCCCCCCGGCAGCUUCCAGUGCGGGGCUGGGGAGGCCUGGCACCGCGGGGGGAGCCAUUACCCUGGCACUGACGACGGGCAGCCACUCGGCUACGAGUACAAACCCCUUCAGCACCAGCAGCCUCCCCCUCAGAGUCACCAUGAAUGUGAGGACGGCGAGAAGCCCUUUCAGCAAAGCUCCGCGGUCCCCGGCGGCCAGGCCCCUGGCUCGGCCGUGAGGUCCUACGAGUGCAACGAGUGCGGGCGCUCCUUCAGCCAAAGCUACUACCUCAUCCAGCACCACAGGCUCCACACCGGGGCCCGGCCCUACAAGUGCAGCGAGUGCGGGAAGGCCUUCACCUACAAGCUCCGGCUGGUGCAGCACCUGCAGAUCCACAACCGGGUGAAGCCGUACGAGUGCGGGGAGUGUAGGAAGGCCUUCAGCUACAGCUCCACGCUCAUCAAGCACCAGCGCGUGCACACGGGCGCCCGGCCGUACAAGUGUGGCGAGUGCGGGAGCUCCUUCAGCCAGAGCUCCAACCUGGUCCAGCACCAGAAGAUCCACAACGGGGCGCGGCCGUACAAGUGCAGCGAGUGCGGGAAGUCCUUCAGCUACAAGUGCAAGCUCGUGCAGCACCUGCGGAUCCACACUGGGGAGCGGCCUUAUGAGUGCGGGGACUGUGGGCGAUCUUUCAGCCACAGCUCCACGCUCAACCAGCACCGGAGGAUCCACACCGGAGCCAGGCCUUACAAGUGCGACGAGUGUGAGAAAUCCUUCAGCCAAAAGUCCAACCUCAUCCAGCACCAGAGAGUUCACACGGGAGAACGGCCUUACGAGUGCGGGGAGUGUGGGAAAUCCUUCAGCCAGAGCUCCCACAUCAUCCAGCACAGGAAACUUCACACCCGAUGACCUUAGGGUGCGCAGUGACUUCGGGCGCCUUGUCAGCCGCUGCUCUGUUGUCAGUUUAACACGACGGCGGAACCCAGAGAUUCUUUAAAGGUGUGAACCUUGUUUGGCCCCAGAGAGUCCACACGGGAGAAGCCUGAGACCCGCCUCAGGGACACGCCCCUUCCUGUCGGGAAGCCUGACGGUGAGCUUCACGCUGCAGCGGCACAGCAGGGAGACCCCCCCAUGGGUUCUUCCGGAUGCACAGGAAACGUAUUUCUUCUCCGCCGCCUCCUUUGCCUGAGUUCAUGCCCCUGCCCGGACCAUCGCACACUCUGCCAACCACCCCAGGUUCCUCGAUGGGUCUGAGGGGGAGGGAGACUCUUCCCUCCUUUCUGGCCCAGGGCAUCAUCCGGGCUCAGUUUGUUGGCUCAGGUCGGGCCGGGGGAUGGUGUCUUGAGAAGAAGGGUUGCCCCUCUGCCAGGCCUCCCGGGAGGGACGGGCAGCACUCUGUGGUCCUCACGCCUGGGUGCCGGCCCCGAGGAGGAGGUCAGGCUGGACAAGCUCCGUGGCUCCCUCCAGGGCAGGUGGGCUGC
Molecule: messenger RNA, 2297 nt
Organism: Myotis davidii
Lineage: Eukaryota; Metazoa; Chordata; Mammalia; Chiroptera; Vespertilionidae
Product: zinc finger protein 154
Exons: 4
Coding region: 1-1725 (574 amino acids)
Biological process (GO): negative regulation of transcription by RNA polymerase II
Molecular function (GO): DNA-binding transcription repressor activity, RNA polymerase II-specific
Source: RefSeq, a predicted model, not a curated record